Messenger RNA from Boeremia exigua, 780 nucleotides. RefSeq lists its product as uncharacterized. The coding region runs from base 1 to 780 and encodes 259 amino acids. Gene Ontology annotation, biological process: mycotoxin biosynthetic process. The transcript is spliced from 3 exons. NCBI's taxonomy places the organism in Eukaryota, Fungi, Ascomycota, Dothideomycetes, Pleosporales, Didymellaceae. The record is from RefSeq and is a predicted model, not a curated record.
AUGACUGCAAACCCGCUGCUGUAUCUCUGCCUCAACAUCAGCUUAUUUGCCUUCUCGAUGCUUCGUCUCUUUAAGCAAUACUCAGGCCCUUCGCCAAUCUUCGACCGUCUCGACAUCAAUAUGAUUACUAAGAGGAUGAACGCCACCUUACUCCCGUCGGCAAACGACGAAAUCUUCAGGAAUGAACCUGGCCCAGAGGUUGAUCAAGCGUGGAGGAGGAUAUCCAACGAGCGACCAAUUGCCAUCACGCGCGAAGAGGUCAUUGCAAUCGGCAAAGACCCCGAAAAAGCCGUCAGAUUUCCGGAGAACUUUGGGUUGGGUGAGGCCUAUGCUGGUCGCAUAGACGUGUUCCACCAAAUUCACUGUCUCGAUGCCCUUCGGCGAGAGGCAUAUUUCGACCACUAUCACGGCAGCAAACACUCAGGCUUCAACUCCACAACCAAGCUCCACAAAGUACAUCUAUCGCAUUGCGUUUACUACUUACUACAAAACAUCAUGUGCCAGGCAAAUGUUGAUGUCUACACGCAUGUUUGGACGGACACAGUGCUUCAGCCGUUCCCAGACUUCCAGAUCAAUCACCAGUGUAAGGAUUUCAACGGCGUGUUAAAUUGGCAGGAGCAUAACAGCGUUGAUCUUCACGAGUUCUACAAGAUAAGGAAAUCAGAGAGCUUCGGUCCUGCGAUGAAGAUGUCGACGGAGUUCAAGGAGUUGUGGAAUGAAUUCGAGUUUUUCAACCACGAAGGUGACCACGGCAACAGUGAAGGUGGUCAGAUUGGCUGA